Messenger RNA from Hibiscus syriacus, 1563 nucleotides. RefSeq names its product beta-amyrin 11-oxidase-like. Gene Ontology annotation, molecular function: iron ion binding; heme binding; ent-kaurenoic acid monooxygenase activity. The transcript has 7 exons. The coding region runs from base 37 to 1521 and encodes 494 amino acids. The record is from RefSeq and is a predicted model, not a curated record. Lineage: Eukaryota; Viridiplantae; Streptophyta; Magnoliopsida; Malvales; Malvaceae. Gene Ontology annotation, cellular component: endoplasmic reticulum. Gene Ontology annotation, biological process: multicellular organism development; brassinosteroid biosynthetic process; brassinosteroid homeostasis.
AGGAGAAGAUAUCCAAAACCCAAAUUAGAAGAGAAAAUGACGAGCAAGAAUGUAGAGUUAGAGUUGGUGUGGCUGAUCCUGGUAGCGGCGGUAGGAGCUUGUGUUUUUCUAUUUGGUUUUCCCAAGAAAAUAAAUGAAUGGUACUAUGUUCUACGGUUGGGGAAGAAGAAGCAUAGCUCUCUCCCGCCGGGAGAUAUGGGUUGGCCUUUCAUUGGGAAUAUGAUUUCCUUUGUCAGAGCUUUCAGAUCCCAAAACCCUGAUUCCUUCAUCAGCAACCUUGUUCAUAGGUAUGGUCAGACUGGGAUUUACAAGACGAGUUUGUUCGGAAAUCCGAGCAUCAUAGUUUGUAGCCCCGAAAUUUGUAGGAAGGUUUUGACGGACGAUGAGAUGUUCAAAUACGGGUACCCUACGUCUUUGGACAAGUUACUCGGGAAACUUAAGUCAUUACAUGGUGUUUCAAAUUCAGAGCACAGGUAUUUGCGGAAGCUAUUGAUUUCAUCAAUCAAUGGCCAUGAGGCACUCUCAAAACAUAUUGGAUAUAUCGAGGACGUUGUGGUUUCUUCCUUGGAAGAGUGGGGACGCAACAACUCUCCGAUUGAACUCUUAACUGAGUUAAAAAAGAUCAAUUUCAAAGUCAUGACGAGAAUUCUCAUGGGCUCUGCUGAUUACAUUUCCGAGUCAAUGACCAAGCAGUAUGCACAUUUGUUCCAAGGAUUGCUGUCGCCGCUACCGAUCGAUGUUCCCGGUUUUACAUUCCAUCGAGCGAUCCAGGCAAGAAAGACAUUGGUAAAUGUUUUUCAAGCACAUCUGGAUGAAAGAAGGUGUAAAAACGAUGACGGCCUGAACAUUAAAAAGGGCAUGAUCGACCUACUCUUGGAAGCUAAAGACGAAGAUGGUGAAAAACUGGAUAACGAACUGAUCGUUAAUUUACUACUGGGGUUCUUGUUAGCCGGUCACGAAACAACAGCGCAUGCUGCAUUGUGGCUCACCGUUUACCUUCACAAUCAUCCCGAAGUUCUACAGAAAGUCAGGGAAGAACAAUUGGAGAUCAUAAAGAGAAGACCAUCGUCACAGAAAGGUUUAACUCUCAACGAAAUUAGACAGAUGGAAUAUCUAUCAAAGGUCUUCGACGAGACCAUGCGAUUAAACGGUAUGCCAUUCGCAAUUUUCCGAAAGACAAACAACGAUGUUGAAGUUGAUGGCUAUAUCAUACCCAAAGGAUGGAAAGUUUUGGUUUGGAACCGAGCUAUUCAUUUGAAUUCUGAAAUUUAUUCGAACCCGAUGGAUUUCAUUCCCUCGAGAUGGGAUAAUCUUAAACCGAAAGCUGGGUCUUUUAUUCCAUUUGGAGCAGGAAGUAGGACAUGUCCUGGAGCUGAUCUAUCCAAAGUCGAGAUGUCUAUCUUCAUUCAUUAUUUGGUACUAAACUACAGAUUUGAACAGAUUAAUCCGAAGAGCCCAGUUAUAUUUCCUAACCCUAGUCCUAUAGACAAUUGUCUCGCCAAGGUUACAAAGCUCCGGUGACCAUCAAAUAUGAAUGUCGUCGACGUUGACGUCGUCGUCAUC